GCCGUUUUCCUCUCCUUCAGCACACACUACCCGCUGGCACGGGCCGAGGGAGAGGCGGUGCUGCCACCUCGCGUGGAGCCGAGCGCGAGUGGGGCCAGGGGCCAUUGUGUGCAGCCGGUGAGGUAGGUGCCCCGGUGGCAGCUCGCAGCCCCGAGGGGCGGGAGGACGGGCAGAGGGGUGAAGCAGGCCUCAGCCUCGCGCUUGCUGGGACGUGCGGCCCAGGGCAGCACCCACGUGCCGCUAGUUCUUGAGGACAAGUGCGAAGGGUUCCCCUGCCUCGGCGCAGCACAGCGCGACAGGGGACGCCUGUCCUGAGGUGGCUCCACCGGUCCGCGGACCCCUCGUGUCACAGCAGCGGUGACCCGCAGCCCGUGGCAGUGCCCAAAACCGCACGGGUUCUCGAGGAGACGCCGAGCGGCAGUGGACAAUCAGCGAGUGCAGUUUGCAAGCAGCAGCAUAACAGGAGUGUGAGGCUGCUGUGCUGUCUCAGCUGCCCCUGUGGUCCUGCUCACGUCUGUGAGGGGGACCUUGGCUGCCGAGUGACAAGCGGCAGCUGAAGCUAGGUUCAGUACUUCGGGCCUCUAAAGAACCGUGAUCGAAGGCAACUUUUAACUGUCUCUGCGGUGUUGAAAACAAGCGCGGAGGCGAACCAGUUGUGUGUGUUGGUGUUCACAAGUGGUACAGGAUAGGUAAAAAGAAGAUGUCGGGUCGCCGUGUCGCUGCAGCAUGUGAUAGACGUCAGCUGCCACGGGGCAUGGGUAGCAUGGCAUCCCCCCUCCUUGACCCGCGCCCGCUUCGACUGCCGUUUCUCGAGGCUGACAGUCGCCUCCAAUCGAUCUGCGGGCGCUCGAUGCAGCAGCCUUCGCGGAGGAGCAUUCUUCGGUCCCGGCCGCCGCCGCCGCCUCCUCCCUUGCCGCCGCCGCCCAUCGAUGCGCUCAGGGCUCCGGUCGCCAUUUUAGGGGGAGAGCGAGGGAGGCAGAAGGAAGGGUCGGCCCCUCCAAGGCAUUCCUUGCUCACAAUGUAUAGAACAAAAGUCAGUUUGAAAGACCGUCAGCAACUUUAUAAACUGAUAAUUAGUCAGCUGCUUUAUGAUGGAUACAUAAAUAUUGCCAAUGGCUUGAUAAAUGAGAUAAAACCACAAUCAGUCUGUGCACCAUCUGAACAACUGCUGCACCUAAUUAAGUUAGGAAUGGAGAACGAUGACAGUGCUGUUCAGUAUGCAAUUGGACGGUCAGAUACGGUAGCUCCAGGCACAGGAAUUGAUUUGGAAUUUGAUGCAGAUGUACAGACCAUGUCUCCCGAGGCUUCUGAAUAUGAGACUUGUUAUGUGACAUCUCACAAAGGGCCGUGUCGUGUAGCUACAUAUAGCAGAGAUGGACAGUUAAUAGCUACAGGAUCUGCUGAUGCCUCAAUAAAAAUUCUUGACACAGAGAGAAUGUUGGCCAAAAGUGCUAUGCCUAUUGAGGUCAUGAUGAAUGAGACGGCACAGCAAAACAUGGAAAACCAUCCUGUUAUUCGAACUCUGUAUGAUCAUGUGGAUGAAGUUACAUGCUUAGCUUUUCAUCCAACAGAACAGAUCCUAGCAUCUGGUUCAAGGGACUACACACUUAAAUUAUUUGAUUAUUCAAAACCCUCUGCCAAAAGAGCCUUCAAAUACAUACAGGAGGCAGAGAUGUUGCGCUCAAUUUCUUUUCACCCUUCUGGAGAUUUCAUACUUGUUGGUACUCAGCACCCUACUUUACGACUGUACGAUAUCAAUACUUUCCAGUGUUUUGUGUCUUGCAAUCCUCAAGAUCAGCACACUGAUGCCAUAUGUUCAGUAAAUUACAACACCAGUGCAAACAUGUAUGUGACAGGAAGUAAGGAUGGAUGCAUCAAACUGUGGGAUGGUGUUUCAAAUCGCUGCAUCACUACUUUUGAGAAGGCACAUGAUGGAGCUGAAGUCUGUUCUGCUAUUUUUUCCAAAAACUCAAAGUAUAUCUUGUCAAGUGGAAAAGACUCUGUAGCUAAACUAUGGGAGAUAUCCACUGGUCGAACACUGGUCAAAUAUACAGGAGCUGGUUUGAGUGGACGACAAGUACACAGGACACAAGCUGUCUUCAACCACACAGAAGAUUAUGUGCUGCUUCCGGAUGAAAGGACCAUAAGUCUCUGCUGCUGGGACUCAAGAACUGCUGAAAGGAGAAAUCUUCUUUCUCUGGGGCACAACAGCAUUGUCCGUUGCAUUGUCCAUUCUCCUACAAAUCCUGGCUUCAUGACCUGCAGUGAUGACUACAGGGCUAGAUUCUGGUACAGAAGGUCGACGACAGACUAAGAACUUCUUUGUAAGACAGUGAUGCUCCAGAUUGAUUCUAUCAUCUUGAAUUGAUUGUACUGCCGACAGAUACCUACAAGAAAGCUGUGCUGUGUCUGGUCUUUCAUUCUGUCAAGUGUGGCAGAAACAAUAUAAAAAUACUAAGUUUUGCACCAUGCUAAUUUUUUUUAUUAGUGUGUGUGGCAUCAAUUUUUUUCAGUCAUCUCCAAUUGUACUCAAGGAGUGGAGAGGGGAAGGAGGGGGGCAAAGACUAAAAUGAUCCUUGCAGAAAGGAUUAAACUUGUUUUCCUGUCUUUCUAAAUCCCACAUAACAAUAAUGUGACUGUAUCUUGCUCAAACUGGGCAGUGUGAGCCAGUUUUGCUCUGCAUUGUAUCUGUGCAAUUCCACUGAAGUCUGUUUAAAGAAUGGAUUACGCAAGUAACAGCAGAACUUGGCAAAUACUUAAUGAAGCCUUAAGCUGCCUUCAGUUCUGAUCAUUCUUUGUAAAACUGUUUUGUAUUUUUUGUCUGAGGGGGGUUUUGGUGUAUUUUUUUUUUUCUUUUCAGUUAUUUUCCAAGUGUCCCUUCAGUUCUGAGCCAGUUUUGUGCCAUAAGAACUUGGAACAGGAUCUUAAACUGUUCAGAUGAAUUCCAGAAAUGGUGUUCUAGUUCUGGUAUUAACGCUCAGACUUAAAA
Molecule: messenger RNA, 2989 nt
Organism: Neopsephotus bourkii (Bourke's parrot)
Lineage: Eukaryota; Metazoa; Chordata; Aves; Psittaciformes; Psittacidae
Gene: CSTF1
Product: cleavage stimulation factor subunit 1
Exons: 7
Coding region: 701-2314 (537 amino acids)
Biological process (GO): mRNA 3'-end processing
Cellular component (GO): mRNA cleavage stimulating factor complex
Molecular function (GO): protein binding; RNA binding
Source: RefSeq, a predicted model, not a curated record